Messenger RNA from Carassius gibelio (silver crucian carp), 2870 nucleotides. Its product is annotated as LIM/homeobox protein Lhx4-like. The record is from RefSeq and is a predicted model, not a curated record. Gene Ontology annotation, cellular component: nucleus. Bases 218 to 1393 code for a protein of 391 amino acids. Gene Ontology annotation, molecular function: RNA polymerase II transcription regulatory region sequence-specific DNA binding; DNA-binding transcription factor activity, RNA polymerase II-specific. The transcript is spliced from 6 exons. Gene Ontology annotation, biological process: neuron differentiation; regulation of transcription by RNA polymerase II. Lineage: Eukaryota; Metazoa; Chordata; Actinopteri; Cypriniformes; Cyprinidae.
GGGAGUGACGCUUGGGCCGCCCCUGCAGUGUGAAUGAAUCAAGCGUUUUGUGUGACACACAGCGAAAGAACACACGGGCGCCCGACUAUUUCACGAGGAUAACCACAGGCGCGAAGGACUGUAAAGGGACACUAUCCGGGGAGGAAAAUUAUUUCACGCACAUCUGAGAUUCUAAGACCUCCGCGAGCGGGUGCAUGUGCGCGUUUUACCGGACUGGAUGAAAAUGAUGCAGAGUGCGGCUGUGUUGCCCGGCGAGAGCGCGGUGAAGGGUCUGCCGGACAUCCUCGGAGUGCAACUGCAACAGAUCCCUCAGUGUGCAAGUUGCAGUCAACACAUCCUGGAUAAGUUUAUUUUGAAGGUGCUGGAUCGACAUUGGCACUCAAAAUGUCUCAAGUGUGCCGACUGUCACGCGCUCCUGGCAGACAAGUGUUUCUCUCGCGCGGGGAAUGUCUACUGCAAAGAAGAUUUCUUCAAACGUUUUGGGACAAAAUGUGCAUCGUGCCAGCAGGGGAUUCCCCCGACACAGGUGGUCCGGAAAGCUCAGGACUUUGUGUAUCACCUUCACUGCUUCGCCUGUGUUAUGUGCAGCAGGCAGCUGGCCACCGGUGAUGAGUUCUACCUCAUGGAGGACGGGAGGCUCGUGUGCAAGGAGGACUACGAAACAGCCAAACAAAAUGAUGAUUCAGAGACAGGAGCAAAACGUCCACGGACCACCAUCACAGCCAAACAGCUGGAGACGCUCAAAAGUGCCUACAAGAACUCACCUAAGCCAGCACGACAUGUUCGUGAGCAGCUCUCCUCCGAAACAGGCCUGGACAUGAGAGUGGUGCAGGUGUGGUUUCAAAACAGGCGAGCAAAAGAGAAACGGCUGAAGAAGGAUGCUGGGCGGCACCGCUGGGGCCAUUUCUACAAAAGUGUCAAACGCAAUCGAGGGUCCAGUAAGACAGAGAAAGAGAGCUCAGCCGAUGAUGCAGGACUCAGCGAUAGUGAGCUUAGUUUCAGAGAAGACCAGAUCCUGUCAGACCUUGGUCAUGCUAAUGGCUUGUAUGGAAGUGUCGGAGACAUCACGAAUGGCAACAUGCUCAACGGGAGCUUCUCCUUGGAGGGGGGCGGGCAGCCUUACCAUGACCUGCGGGCAGGAAGUCCCUACGGCCUGCCACAGUCCCCCUCAUCCAUCACUUCCCUCCCAGGCCACACCCCCCUGCUCAACAACUUAGGCUUCAACAUGGACAGCAUAAUGGGUCAGGGCAUUCAGCCCAGCGUAGGUCAAGCUCUGAGAGCAAUGGCUGGGGGACCCACCUCUGACCUGUCGACAGGAAGCAGCACGGGCUACCCAGACUUCCCCACCAGCCCUGCCUCGUGGCUUGAUGAAAUGGACCACUCCCAGUUCUGAGGGCAAAGGUCAUAAUUGAAAUUGCAGUACUAUAGACAAGAAAUUUGACGAUUUUAUAGACAUCUUUCCCAGAAUUGGUGACAUUUGUGUGGCAAGGCCCAAAACGUCACCUACUUUAACACGGUGGCUUGACCUUGCUGAAUGGUGCGCUGAUACGAGCAACCCACCGUGGAAUGUUUGCGCUGUAUCAUCAUUUUGUAAGUCAUAUUUUUUCAUCGUUCUCAAAACUGGAUUGGAUGAUUUCCAGCAUGAAAUUGUGUGCAGCUGCGAAUGGCGUUCAUACCCCAGACCACCCUGGAAAAACAAUCACAAUCCACCACGUUUUUGAGAACAAGAGGGUCCAUGCAUGUUUCUGAAUGAGGAAGAGAACCGUCCCACGAUGCACUUUACUGUAUGUUCCUCCUCGACUGCACACGGCAGGCUGAUUACGGGAAAUAGAGGAGCGCACCGAACAAAGACUGAUAUUUAAACAAGUGGCACAAGUGUACUGUAUCUUUCCUACUUACAAGGGUUUGGGAUUUUAAUGGUUGAAACUUUCUAAACGGCUCUACUAGAGAUGGCCCUUCACAUUAGGUCUGAAGAAUAGAUACAAAUUAUUUUUAAUAAGUAUGAAUCCGCAUGCACUGCUCUGAGUUGUCAUAAAAAUCUCUGUCAAUGGUCCCUUGUUUGUUCAGUGUUUUUCCGUUAACGUCCGACAUUCUGCCUCAGCAAUGAAACAAAAUAAAUAAUAUAAAAGAUUAAAGUUGAAGUUACUAUUUAUUUCUGGUAAUGUUUAGUAUUUUUGAUAUUGAUACAGUUUUUAUUACCAUCAAGAUACCUUUGUUUCCCAUUGCCAUUUGUUUCCAUCAUUUCCUACUCAUUGCUCCAUGAGCAAAAAUGGAUCUCAUACAUAUGUUUGAAUGUGAUUUAUUUUUGGAGCAGAUGACAACAGUGGAUUUCCAUUACACAGAUACAAGUACUUUAAUGGCCUGACCAGUUAUUAUCAAGCAAAACACGUGAAAGGGAAACUUACACUGUAUUUUUUCUUAUUUGACACAUCUAAGCAACAAAUAAGAGGCCUGAGCGUUAUUUAUUCCUGUUGUGGGUACCAAUGUCAGUAUUAUGAAGAGUUGGAUCAUGGGAAAGAGUACAGUGAGUUGAUGUAAAACUAUAAAAUUUGGACCCACAUAAUGGUAAACUGAGUGAAGAUGACGCUAUACUUAAAGCGCAAACAUAUAAGCUAACAAAGGGCAACAUGGAAAAAAGAAAAAUAUUCAUUAAGAAAUAAUGUUUUGUUGAAUCUAUGUUGAGUCUUAAUGGCUGUAAAUUUUGUAAAUUCUCAAAAAGUGUCAACAGUCUUGUUUCAUGAGCACUAUUUAUUGCUAUGGAUCUUUGAAAAAAGAGCACUGAAUUAAGUCCUAUAUGCCUUCUGGCCAAUGGUAUGAAUUGUGUAUAGUCAAAUCUAUAUGGAGAAAUAAAGCUGAAUCGUUUUUGGGUU